This is a messenger RNA of Scheffersomyces amazonensis, 1290 nucleotides long. RefSeq names its product Cta9p (gene CTA9). The coding region runs from base 1 to 1290 and encodes 429 amino acids. The transcript has a single exon. The record is from RefSeq and is a predicted model, not a curated record. NCBI's taxonomy places the organism in Eukaryota, Fungi, Ascomycota, Pichiomycetes, Serinales, Debaryomycetaceae.
AUGGGCACGGAGAGCACCGCUGAAUGUGCUGACUGGGACAAGCCCAACUUGAUCCAUUCGUCUAAUAUCUCCGAUCAGGCUCGAACCAUAUCUUAUGAAUUCAUAACAAAUCAUGAAGAUCAUGUAGAUCUAGAUCCUAUUAAAGUAGGAUAUAAUAUUACAUUAAUAAUUAAUUUACCAUUAACAACGGUACUUGCAUAUAAUCAUACAUUGAAACCAUCUGAUUUUCUGGAAGAUGAUAUCCUUUUAGUGGUACCAGACUCUUUUCAUCUUAAUAGAAGUACAGUUAAAAGUGGAAAUCAACUUGUAGAUAAUUUACUUAAUAUAGACAAGAUCUUUGUACUACGAGUAAGUUUAGAAUUAGAUCAUAUAUCCAUUAAUAGAGAGGCAACAGAAAUAUCCUUACAUUUCAUUAAUAAUCAUCAUUAUUCCAUAUUACAACAAUGUAAUUCAAUUAUUACAAAUCAUAUUCAUAAUUAUAUAAAGAUAGAAUUAACCAAAGAGAUAAAUAAGUUAUGGAAUGAAUUACCUACCCCUCAAGAAAUUUCUAGAAUGUAUAAUGAUAUCCUAUUGAAUGAUUCAACUUUAGAAGGUAGUGAAAGUGAAAGUGGAUUAGAGAAAUCAUUCAUGUAUGAUGAAGAAGCAGAAGAUGAAGAUAAUGAAUCACAAACUUCAUUAGAAGAUUUAUUAUUAUUAAAUUCCAAUGAUACUUUAAAAAAUAAUGAAUAUCCUAUAAGACCUACAAAAUUAUUAACUCGUGCUUCAUUAUCAACCAUUAGAGAAGAUAUGAAGAGUGACUCAUUUAUUGAGAAUCUAAAUAAUUUACGACAUAAUGAAGAUUUUAUUGAUCUUAAUGAUAUUCAUGAGACACCUUAUGAUGAUAUUGAUAAUGUUGAAUUACUUCAACUGCCUAUUGCAUUCAAUUUCCAUCCUGAUCCUGCUCCAAUUUCAGAUUCAGAUCCUAUCCUAUCACCUCCUAUAUCUCCUAUCAGAAAAACAUUAAUCACACAACAGUCUUAUCCAACCAUGAAUACUCAAACACCCAAACGACCUACAAACACUGUAUCCAAGAUGACAUCUAUGUCAUUAAUAAAUAAUGAUGAUAAUACAGGAUUGGAAUAUGCCUAUAAGGAUAAAUCACCAACAGUACCAUCCUAUAUCAAACAAGAUAAAAAAUUCCGAUUUAUAAAAGUCGGUAAAGUGCAAAAGUUUGUGGAUCUCUUUGAAGAGCAAAUGACAAAGGAAAUUCCUCAACUUCGUCCUCCAUCAAGGAAGCCAUCUGUAUUAUAA